This is a messenger RNA of Nymphalis io (European peacock), 7033 nucleotides long. It is a transcript of the gene Git, whose product is annotated as ARF GTPase-activating protein Git. The transcript is spliced from 11 exons. The record is from RefSeq and is a predicted model, not a curated record. Bases 109 to 2223 code for a protein of 704 amino acids. Gene Ontology annotation, molecular function: GTPase activator activity; protein binding. NCBI's taxonomy places the organism in Eukaryota, Metazoa, Arthropoda, Insecta, Lepidoptera, Nymphalidae. Gene Ontology annotation, biological process: regulation of ARF protein signal transduction; brain development.
UUUUUGUAUCAAAGUUAAUUAUGUCUAUAAAACAAGUUAGUUCUGUUAAUUAGGUGUGCUUAUAGAUUGUAAUAAGAUAAAGUCUUCCAGGAAAAUUAAUAAAAAAGGAUGAUAUCACGUUCAAAACACCGUUCUUCGGUCGAAGUGUGCUCUGACUGUGGAGCAUCGGAUCCAUCAUGGGCAUCUAUUAACCGUGGUUUGCUGCUGUGUGCCGAGUGCUGUAGUGUUCACAGGAGUAUGGGAAGACAUAUUUCACAUGUUAAAUCAUUACGACAAGGAUCUUGGCCUCCUUCGCUUUUAUCUAUGGUGCAAGCUCUGACAGCUCAGAAUGUCAACAGUAUAUGGGAACAUUCGUUACUCGACACUUCAGCUCCUAAACAUUUAAGAAAGAAACCGCAACCAAAAGAUCCUCUUCACCCAAUAAAAUCAGAAUUCAUACUAGCUAAACACCUAAGGCUAGCAUAUGUGUUGAGAGCAAGAAGAGAUGAACCACCAAGUGAGCUUGGAAGACAAUUGCACAGUGCCGUGAGGAGUUCCUCACUAGACACUGCUAUGAGACUUCUUGCUCAAGGAGCUGACCCUAAUUAUUAUAAUCAGGAGAAGGGUAGUACAUGUUUGCAUGUGGCGUGUCGCGCGGGACAGCCGGCGCAGGCCGAAUUGCUGGUGGCAUGGGGCGCCGAUCCCACUGCGAGAGAUAGCACCGGUAAUCCACCCGCCGACUGUGCUAGACAAGGCGGGCACUCGGAGCUGGCGGAGCGGAUGACGGAGCUGGUGUACGAGGCGACGGACCGCAUGAUCCACUUCCUGACGGGCGAGCGGCCGCAGCACUCGGCCGGCCGGCACUACAUCGUGCCGCGCGCGCACGACACGCACGAGAUGACGGACGUGGCCAAGGCGGCCCGCGGGAAGCUGCAGCUGCUGCCGAAUCAUCUGUUCGAAGAGCUCGUUAUGGAUAUCUACGAUGAAAUAGAUAGACGGGAAACUGAAGCGAUUUGGCAAACGAGUGCAACCGGGCUGGAGCGAUGCGGGGUAGCGUUCCUGCCGGUCAACCCCGCGCUGUCGGCGCCGCGCAACCAGGGCCGCCAGAAACUCGCGCGCCUGUCCGCGCCCGAGCUGGCGGCGCUGCUGCGCGACGUGCUGCUGGACGCCACGCGCCGCCAGCGCCUCGCCACGCUGCAGCCCAGAGGUUUAACGGGGCCGUUAAAUCCAUUACUGUCGGCGAGCCAUCUUAAACACUUUUCCCAAAUGUCCGAUGAUGAGCCCUUAUACGACUCGGUCGCGUCAGACGAAGAUUACGCUGCGCUUGCGCCGAUAGACUUAGAUAUGUCCAGCGCAGACCCACGAACCGCCGAGACGGUAUCUUCUACUUACAAUCCUUCGCUUCCAACUGAACAGUCUACUUUGGAACUGCCUCGUACCCACUCCCCGAGCCCCGCACACAGCUUGCCCGAGCGAAAAACGGAAAUCGAAUCAUUAAAGAAAGAACUUGACAACCGAGAUUCCACCAUCACAGAACUAAAGAACCAGCUCAAGAACCUUCAAACGAUAGUGGAACAGUUGACAAAAGAGAACAGCGCUCUUAAGACCACCAGCAGUGUCGAUGAUGACCAGAGUAUGACCUCUCAAGCGUCGAUAAACGAGAGCAACAACACUCUCGACUUGACUCCUCAAGAGAGAGGCCGGAGCCUGGAGACGGAACAGCUCACGUUGUCCGAGGACGUGGACGUGAGGCAAUCGCUGAAAACUGUUCAGCGACCGGUCAGUAUGUUUGAGGCUAGGGAGGGACCAAAGAAUAACUGGCAGGUUACUAAACACCAGCUGACGAGUAUUCCGGGGCUGGAGCGCUCGCUGACGCAGAGCGCCAUCGAGGGCGCGGCGGGCGCGGGGGCGGGCGCGGACGCGGACGCGAGCGCGGAGGUGCAGCGCCGCGCCGAGGUGGUGACGCGCUGCAUACAGGAGCUGUGGGCGGCGGCGCGCCUGCACCGGUCGCGGCUGCCGGAGUGCGCCGAGUCCAUUCGGAGCGCCGUGGCGGCGCUGCUGGCGCUGUUCCCGCAGGCGCCGGCGGACGCGGCGCUGGGCGCGGUGCUGCAGCAGCUGCGCGCGGCGGGCGACGCGCUGGCGCGGGCGGGCGGCGCGCGCGCGUCGCUGGACCGCGUGCGCGCCGCCGCCUACGAGCUGGCCAAGGCCACCAAGCUGCUGGUGACGCACGUGCAGCCGUCCUAGCGCGCCCGCCCGCGCGUCGCGUCGCUGUAGGCGGCCGCGCGGGCGCUGCUGCGCUGCUGCGCGCCGCCCCGGUAGUGCGGCGCCCGAGUGCGAGACUCCCCGUUAUAUUCUGUUCUUAUGUGCGAAGGAAAAAUCUGAUUCGUUCCGUUGUAAUGCAUUCAGGUAAAUUUUGUAUUACCUGAAAGGUUGUCGGUGUCUAGUGUAUUGAAAUGUAUUAUGUUAGGAAUUCAAUAAGAAAUGGCUAACGAGCGAGUCUAUCGAGACAACAUUGCUUCUGUUUAGUAAAAUUGAAAUUUCUUCAAGAUACUUAACCAUGAUCCUCAAGGAAGCCAUUUUUCAAAAAAUGAAUAAACCAUCAGCUGUAUUCGUCAUUUCUUUUGUUUAGACGCUUCUCAUAAGUGCGCCGUGCACUCACUUGUUGUCCAAUUAAAUUAUAUUAUACUUCGUGUUAACUCACCUGACAGAGGUGAAUUUUGACUCAUAAGAAGAAUAUCUAUUUAGACAAUAAUAAGUUGAAGUGAAAUUUCACACAUCCUUAAUCUCCUAGACAAACCCACUCUCAUUAUUGGCUUAUUCUCAUCCUAUUUCUGUAAAAUUGAACAGUUUUCUAUGUAAAUUGCAUGGAAAGGUAACCCAGGCCCAGCCGCCUGCUUUACACCAGCCUUCUUUGAGAAUGUUUUUACUAAUACUUUGGUUCUUCAUCACCAUAUGGAUAAGGUGCUUAAAUGCUUGAUUGUUGAAUUAGUGUUAGCAAAAUUUUCCUUAGACGGCUCUUACUUUUAGCGAAGGGUUAAUAUGGUAUGGCUUUCUUCUCUUGAGCCAGUAUACAGAUAUCAAUUAUAUGAAAUUUAUAUAUAAAAUGUAAUAAUAAUAUUUUUUACAGUCUAUUGCUUGCGUUUUCAUUAAAAUGUGUCAAUAUAAAAAAAAAGAUAACAGCUGAUAUUAAAAUAUAAAAAAGUAUGUAAAUAAUGCUUUUUCUAAUAACAGGAGUUGUAAAGACAACAACUUUUACAUUCAAUUGACGUGAUAUUGAAAAUAAUGUGUUCUUGAAUAAUCUAUGGUAUUCAUUAUGGGUUCUUAAAAGCAGUCUUUUGAAUGUGAGCGAAUUUAUUAAUAAAAAUUAUUAAUCGAGGACUGUUUAUAGUGCAUUGGUUUAGCUGUUAGCAUAUGCAUGGAAUAUGUAAAUCUAAGGUUUGUUUGUUGUCAACCUUCCAUGAUUGAAAUUGGCUAAAGUUAAGUCAAUUUAUUUGAUAUAUAAGAUUAAAUUGUCUCAAGUAUUAUAAAAAUUCUUAUAAAUAAUAAUUAUUGUUCGACGCUAGUAAUUAAAUUUAUCGUUUUGUAUGAGGUUUAUUAUAUUUGAAUUAAGCUUUACUUUAAACAAAAAAAAAAUACUAUUGGUUGUCGCUGGUUGUUGUCUAUAAAAUUAAGUUAUAGUAAAAGUCUAUACUGGAUAAUGUCCCGGUUAAAUUUACUAAGCUAAAAAGUCGAUUCAAUUCACAAUUAUUUAAUGCAUUUAAGUUGAAUAAAUAUUAGCUGAAUUUAAUAUAGCAAUUAUGUAAAACAAUUGGCAAGGCAAUAUAUUUACAAAUUUGGUCUUAAGCUUGAAGGGUACAGAAAAUGAGCUAGUAACGAUUUGAUUGUUGAGUUAUUAAUUUAUUAAUAAUUAUUAUCAUUUAAUAUAGGAAAAAGGGGAUUAUUACUACAAUAUUUGCAUUUUUUUUUAAAUUAAUACAAUGAUGUCAUUCGUACGAACUCAAUAAUAUGUGAUAUGGUACAAAAUAUUUUACCAUUCAUGAUUUGCAAAAUGUUCGUGUAAUGAAAUUGCAUACUUUCUACAUUAAUUUGAUUACGAGCAAAUCGUAUACGAAUUUGUUAAUAAACCGUUUUUUUUUUAUUAAUUUGAAAAAAAUAUUGCAAUCCACACUUUAUGUGAUAUAAUGAGUAUGUUUAAUUAAGCGCGUUUUUGUUUUCUGACGCUGGUUGUUUUUAAGUUACUUUAUGCAAAAACAAUAUCAUUCUACAUUUUCAAUUUAUAUAACUCUCUAAGCAAAAAAACAAGUACUGUCAAAGGCGUUAUUGGUCUAUAAAAGAUAUAUAUAUAUACAUCCUUUUUCAUGUACCCUUCAUUUGUUUAAAUUAUAAUAACUCUUAUUAAACAACUGUACGUGUAAUAAUUGUCGGGAGAUUUUUAAGUGUUAAUAAAAAAGUACCCUUUGAGCAUAUUGUACACCGGGUAAUGGUCACAGAAAAUUCCAAAUAAUUCGUCACAAGUAUAUACAGUAUGGUCGAAUUUUCAGGCUUCGUAACGAUUGAGAUUUUUGUAUAUUCCGAUGAUCGAUAAACAAUAAAGUGUUAUUUUAUGAAAUGCCAUACUUAUCUGGAAAUUAAAGUGAACUAUAACACGAAUGAUUUAAAAUUGCCCUGUAUUCGAACAUUUCUAUUUUCGUAUUGUUUCAAUAAAUAUAAUUUGUAAAUACAGCGUAUAAAGCUUCAGCAAUCGAAUACGAGAUGUGUCUAACGCUUUUUACUUGAAAAAAAUAUCGUGAUAAAGUGCUUUCGGUGUCUUCUUAAACUGUCAAAAAUAUUAAUGACUUCAUAUUAACGCAAUUUAUAAUUAAUUAAUUAUAUAAAUAGUUCGAUAGAUUGUUAUUCAAUGUAUAUUUAUAGAAUUUAUGUAAAUACAGUCGCUGCACACAUCGCUAACAAAAUAGUUAAUAUUAAUUAUUAUUUAUUGUUGAUUUCGAUGUGUGUAGCUAUUGUACACACCGCCUUCUAUUAUAUAUAAAUAUGUAUAGAGGUUUUCUUUGAACGAAUAUAAGGAUUUGUAAUUAUUUCCAUGUUAUCUAGAGGUGCUUAUUAUCCUAUAAAUUACCCAUUGUUAAAGUACAGUCGGCGACAGGAAUGCGUAGUCAUAAAGUAUACAAUAAAAUAUUAAAUAUCUGGUUAGUUUAAAAAUUCCGAUGAACAAUUAAUAUACAAAAAAAUUUGUCGUCACUGUUUAUAUUUUCUAAUUAAUUUACGUCGCGGACUGUACUCGGGUUGUUUGAUAAAAUCGUGCCUGAAAGAUGUUGAUGUUAUACCUAAAUUUUUAGAUUAGAUUAGAUCGAUAUUUACUAUAUAUGAGUUUAGUAGAUUUUAUACCGUCGUUCCGCGAUAUUUUCAUAGCUGUAUGUAUAGUUGAAAUGGUGUAAAUUUUAAACGUAGUUAGGCUGUAUUACGGCGACUUGUUGCAACGCUGACGUGACGCUCUAUCGCUCUUGUUUACAGAUAUGAAUUAAAAAAAAAAAAUUCAGACUAUAUUCUCAAUUUAAAUAGAGCUUUAUUAUAAUAUUUUACACACAAUUAUAUCAUAACUUGCAUUAAUUUUACAAUUCGAGCUGGUCUCAUAUAGAUAAAAAUAAUUCAAUAUCGUUUAUUUUGGUUUUAAUAUUGUAUUAACGGGUACGAGACGGAACGCGUUUACAAACGUUAAAAGCUUAAUUUAGUUAACGAUUUAUAUAAAUUUCUAGUUUUAAUGUUAUUAUUUAAGGUUUUUUUUUUAAAUUAAAAAUAAUCACAAUUACAAUGACGAUAGAGUUGUCGAAAACGUAUCUGUGAAUAGGAAUCAAUUAUAAAUGUCGAAAAUAGCUUCUGUUGUCUAUGACUUUUGAAUUAUGUACUAAAUAAAGUCCUAUGUUAUAUUUCAAUUGAAAAUAUUAAUACAAAUAUCUGUAUUUGUAAAUGAGUCCUAUUUACACAUAGUUAUGUAUCGAAUGCUUUUGUAUGGAAUGUUAAGGCGAUAUAUAAAAUAAUUAUACAUUUGUAACGAGUAUUAUGUCAUCAUUAUAUGUGCCAAUGUAUAUGUAAAAGACGUGAUUAAUUGGUGAAGCAAAUGUAAGGGAUCCUGUUUCCGAUCAAUAAGUACACGAACUAAGAUACAAAUAAUGAACGAAAUGUAUGAAAAAAUACCUUGUGUAUGGGUUUUGGUCUGUUUUUAAACGAUGGUGAGGUUCAGGUUUCUUAUGUUUAUUAUACAAGCGUCUUAUAAAUAUAUUAUAUGUGCACCAUUCUGCGCUUCUAUACAAGGAUAAACUCCCUCACUCGUAUUAUAAAAUGAAACCUUCACAAAAUGAAGACCAUUUUGUUUCAUAAACCAUUAUAUCUGCUUUCCGAGGCUCGGGAGUAUACACAAGGCCUUUUCCCAAGACCAAUCCAAUCUGAAUCCAAGACCUGGGAAUACGCCGCCAUAAAGCUAGUAGACCAACGAGGCAAUUAAAACUAAUUAAUUGUUAAUACCGUUAUUUGUACGUAACCCUUGAUUUGAUUGAACCCACUUCUUGUCGUGUUUUUCAAAUUAAUCAUUUUCAUACGUUUUAUAACCCGCACGAAUCUAGUAAAUAAUGUCACCGUUUAUAUGAAACUAGUACCCCAGUAAGGGUCCGUUCACACAGACCGGCUCGGAGAGCAUCGGCCUGCUUUUUUCUUUUCACACAGACCGGGUCGUAUACGCUUGGAAUUGGCCGGAGCGGAGCCGCCAACUAUUUCACAUCGACCGGCUGGAAGAGAUCUGAAAGCGGGUGCGAGCGAGAAAGAGCACGCAAGCGGAGCCGGUCGGCUCCUUUUAUUACUUCACACGAAGCGCGUUCAGGCAUUUUUAAUGACAAAAAAGGUGCAAAUGCAAAAAUAAACUUUACUACAAUCACUCAAAACACUGUUUCCAACGUGAUAAAAAUCUGCUCUCCUCUCCGAGCCGGUCUGUGUGAACGGACCCUAAGAGAACACACUCCUAGGAAACAGGAUACCAAUUUGAUCAUUUUGAAAUUUAUUGAAA